AUGGCAGAUAUUUCGGUGUACACGUUCCCGCCGAGCCCUCCCAAGUGGGAUAGGGUAGGUGUGUUUUACGUUUCGUUUUGUACCAUCUGGACCACUCUCGUGUUCUCCGGCAUGGCAUUUUGUUGGUUCAACCGUCGCAAUCCUAUCCUCAAGAUCCGUGGUCUGUCACUGUCGUUCGCUUCCAUUACUUUUCUACAUGCAUACUGGAUCCUCGGUCAGAUCACGUACCCCAUCGGAGCAACCAUGCCACUCGUUCUCGCGUAUGAUAUUCAGUAUUUCUUCAUGGGAAUAUGGUUUCCCCUAGGCAUCGCCCUGUUCCACGCAUCCAACAGUCGCUUCCUUUACGUCGCCAAGCUACAGAAGCAGUUUACACAUCCCGAGCUUCGUAGCCAUACGGGCUGUAAUGGCGCUCAGACUUCAUGGCUUUGCCGCCUGAGAAACACGAGCUACGCAACAAUUAUCAUGGUAUUGAUCAGCAUUGGCAUGAUUCUCCAGGCCCUCCUCACUGUCGGUAUGUGGCUGGCUUGUCGAAAGUACCAUCCGACAUUCGGUAUCCCCGGUACGGAACUUCGCGGCGCAACACUCCCAGAGCAACUGGUAGACCUAGGUCGAGGGUGGGAAUGGUGGCCUUCAGUGCUAUGGCAAGUGAUUUGGACUUGGAUCGUCGCACCCAUCCUGAUCUGGCGAGCCUGGGGGAUUCGUGAUACGAUGGGAUGGCGUACACAAACCAUCGGCUGCUGUCUCUCCAACCUCCACGCGACGCCGAUGUUUAUGAUCUCAACAUACGUACCCGCAUUUGCUCCAGUUAACGCGUAUUUUGCCCCAAGUCAAUGGAUCCACCUCUCCGUGAUGAUGUUCGAAAUAUUCGCCGUAUUUGUCCCCGUUUGUCAGGUCUUGAUGCUCUGGAUCCUGAACAAAAAGGCUGCGGCCUCAAACGCCAAAUGGGAAACAGCAUCCCAAUCAACUACACUCAUAGCAUCGGCCUCGGUAGAAUGGCAAUUUUCUUCUUCGCUCAUCGUUGCCGAGAAGGGCCAAACACUAGAUUAUCUAGACGACACGAUGGGCGAUCGCUUGUUGACCAUGACUGCCCUUGAGCAUGUGCUCAAUGACAACCCAGGUCCGCUGCAAGAAUUCUCGGCGCUGAGCGAUUUCUCCGGGGAAAACAUUGCCUUCUUGACCCUCACUGCAAUGUGGAAGUCAACUUGGCCAGAGGGACCCGACGAGAAGCAGAGACUUGAUGCGUACAACCGCGCACUGGACAUCUACACCGACUUCAUCAGUCCACGAGACGCCGAGUUUCCCUUAAACUUGUCUUCACAAAACUUGAAGCAGCUCGAAGAUAUUUUCGAGAAGCCCGCCCGAAUUGUGUGCGGAGAGGUACGGGUCAAUCCGGUCACACCCUUUGAUGUUGACCAGUCAAUCUUUGGACAAGGCUCGACGAGGCGGGAACACACUGCUGCCCGAGCAAACUACACAGGCGACAUCCCUGAAGACUUCGACUUGACUGUUUUCGACAGUGCACUGUCCCAUAUCAAGUACCUAGUCUUGACAAACACAUGGCCGAAGUUCGUGAGGGAGAUGCAACAACGAAGACGCUCAAGUGAGACGGGGCGGAGUGGUUUCACGGAUACGUCACAGACAACUCUUGUGAGUCGGGUGUCCAGUCAAGUGUCAGGCUUCGUUCGUUCGUUCUUUUGA
Ilyonectria robusta is the source of this 1698-nucleotide messenger RNA. RefSeq lists its product as uncharacterized. NCBI's taxonomy places the organism in Eukaryota, Fungi, Ascomycota, Sordariomycetes, Hypocreales, Nectriaceae. The record is from RefSeq and is a predicted model, not a curated record. The coding region runs from base 1 to 1698 and encodes 565 amino acids. The transcript is spliced from 5 exons.